CCACUCCGCUGUCCAGCAAGUAUCUAACCCACCCGCCCACUUCAACCCGUCCCUCUGAGAUUGACCUGCUUGCUGACUGCUGUAUGAGGGACAAGAAAGCACAUAACACUGGCUGUCCAAAUCUAAUACUGUGGAUGGGCUAAUCCCUCGCGAGGCUUCGUCACCACUCCGGCCGGUGCGGCCCAUGGACCUGCGUACCCACGGGCUGGUGCGACCCGGGCUGGAAUCAGCCAUGCUGGCCCCCCACCUCCCCCCAUUCCUGGGGGCCUUCUCAGCCCGGCACUGUGCCAAGUACUCCCAGCAGCACCUGCCACAGCACAUCCAGUACGAGUAUGACAGGGAGCAGAGUCGGCAGGAGAAAGAGCAGGAGAAGAGGCAGGAGCUGCAGCAGCUGAUGCACAAGGAUAAGAGCGAGCAGAGUGCUGUGGCCAGUCCCCUGGUGAAACAGAAACUCAGAAGCCAAAUCCUGAAGAGGAAGGAGCAGGCCUCCCUGGAGAGGACCGCCUCCAACCUCUUCAGCAGCACCACGCCCAGGGGUUACAGGGAAUUGGCCCCAGAUCCUGACAUGACCCCAAAGCCUCACAUGGUGACCCCUGAUGUCCAUCUUCCACUAUGUGACCAACGCAAGGACAUGCCCCUCAGAAGAACAGCCUCGGAGCCCAUCCUGAAGGUGAAGAGUAAACUGAAGAAGCACAUCAACUCCAGACAGAACCCUCUCCAACGCAAAACCAGCGCUCCCCCUACUGUCAAGCACAGAACGCCGGACACUCUGGACUAUUCCCCCAGCAGCAGUAGCACUCCAGUGUCGGGGUGCAGCUCGCCCAAUGACAGCCUCCUCUCGGAUAGCCCACUUACUACCGGACUGGCCCACGAGCUGAGCCCCUCUCAACCCCCCUCCUCCCUCCGCCCCUCUCUCCUUCAACCCCACUGUACUCCCAAGUACAGUGCUCAGAGGUUGCUGCUCCAGGAUGGCACACUGGCCCACUUCUCCUUGCCCUGCUCCACCGCCCUGCCCACCAACAACGCCAGGCUGCCCGCCCAGGGUGACAGGGAGUCGGGUGGCCAUCAGAGGGUGGCCAGGGUACUGCCCCAGGUCUACCUGCCCAUGGAGGGCCUCAGUGCUGCCCAGCUGGCCCACCAACACCUCCAGCCCCUGCUCAUCCUGGAGCCCUCAGUGCUGCUGCACACACAGCUAGUCACUGUGCGAGGCCUGAGCCCGGGCCAUCUCCAGUACCCCUCCUCCAGACUGGAAGGCCUGGCUCCCCCGGGCCUCCACAGACCCCUGGGUCGGACCCGCUCUGAGCCCCCGCUGCACUCUCACCACCACCAGCACCAGUUAAUUCAGCAGUACCACAACGCACUGCUUCUGGAGAGACUCAAACAGAACACACACCUGGGCAAGCUCAUGACCAAGUCCAGUGAGAAGCCUCGUGUCACACAGAUCCCCUCGAAGGACAUGGACCCGGCGGAGACCGGGCCUGGGGACGGCUACCAGAGGAGGAGACAGAGUGGGACCAGUAGCACUGAGUCAAUGUGGGACACAGAGUCCACCUCCUCAGGCGAUUACCUAGGAGAUCACACCAUGGAACACACACCUCUGAUGAAUCAGUCGUUUCGUUGGGAGCAGCCCAGGCACCACCAGGUCCUGACAGACAGGCGUAGACAAGCGACCCACCUGGACCCCCUGGGUGUGCCCAUGGUUCUGGGCCCUGCACACCGCCCCCUCGGUCGCGCCCAGUCCUCUCCCGCCUCCACCUCUCUCCCCCCUCCUCCACAGCCCACGGACACCCCACAGUCUCUGGCCGGCCCUGGUCCGGAGACCACCGCCAAGCUACGCUUCACCACUGGUCUGGUGUAUGACUCUCAGAUGCUGAAGCACCAGUGCACCUGUGGCGACAAUAGCCGACACCCCGAGCAUGCUGGAAGAAUCCAAAGCAUCUGGUCCAGACUUCAGGAGAGAGGCCUCAGGAACCAGUGUGAGUGUAUCCGGAGCAGAAAGGCAACUCUGGAGGAGCUUCAGUCUGUCCACUCUGAGAAACACGUCCUGCUGUACGGCACCAACCCACUCAACCGCCUCAAACUGGACAACCGCAAGCUGGCUGGAAUCUUAUCUCAAAGGAUGUUUGUGAUGCUACCUUGUGGAGGAGUUGGAGUGGACAACGAUACGAUCUGGAAUGAGACACACACGUCGGCGGCGUCUCGCUUGGCGGCAGGCAGCGUGACGGAGCUGGCGCUCAGGGUAGCACAGGGAGAGCUGAAGAAUGGCUUUGCAGUGGUGAGGCCCCCUGGACACCAUGCAGGUCGCUCUACCCCCUUGGGUUUCUGCUUCUUCAACUCCGUGGCCAUCGCAGCCAAGCAGCUCCAGCACAAACUCAGCAUCAACAAGAUCCUCAUUGUGGACUGGGAUGUUCACCAUGGCAACGGUACCCAGUCAGUGUUCUACAACGACUCCAGCGUGCUGUACAUCUCCCUGCAUCGCUAUGACAAUGGCAACUUCUUCCCCGGGAGCGGGAACCCAGCCGAGGUUGGAGCAGGAGCAGGUGAGGGCUUCAAUGUCAAUGUGGCGUGGACGGGAGGCUUGGACCCUCCCAUGGGCGACGCUGAAUACCUGGCAGCAUUUCGGACUGUGGUGAUGCCGAUUGCCCAUGAGUUCUCUCCUGACAUGGUGCUGGUCUCAUCUGGUUUCGAUGCCGUCAAGGGACAUCCGGCGCAGCUGGGGGGCUACAAAGUGUCGGCCAAGUGUUUUGGCUUCCUGACACGUCAGCUGAUGGGGCUGGCGGGGGGCCGGGUUGUCAUGGCACUGGAGGGGGGUCACGACCUCACGGCCAUCUGCGAUGCGUCGGAGGCCUGCGUCCGCAUCCUGCUGGGCACUCAGGUGGAGCCCCUGUCUCAAGCAAUUCUGGAGAGGAGACCCUGUCGCAACGCUGUCCUCUCUCUACAGAGAGUCAUACAGGCCCAGGGUGAGUACUGGCGGUCGUUGAGGGCAGUGGCCCACACAGUGGAUCAGUCCUACCUGCAAGCCCAGGGACAGAGUCUGAGACGGAACUCAGAGGACCACAACAACACAGUGUCCGCCAUGGCCUCUCUCUCCAUGGCUAGCCUCACCACCGACAGGACACACAGAGAUGAACUCAUGGAGGGGGACUGUGACUCCAUGUAG
Salvelinus namaycush (lake trout) is the source of this 3160-nucleotide messenger RNA. Its product is annotated as histone deacetylase 7-like. Gene Ontology annotation, biological process: negative regulation of transcription by RNA polymerase II; chromatin organization. Gene Ontology annotation, molecular function: histone deacetylase activity. The transcript is spliced from 24 exons. NCBI's taxonomy places the organism in Eukaryota, Metazoa, Chordata, Actinopteri, Salmoniformes, Salmonidae. The record is from RefSeq and is a predicted model, not a curated record. Gene Ontology annotation, cellular component: histone deacetylase complex. The coding region runs from base 185 to 3160 and encodes 991 amino acids.